This is a messenger RNA of Thamnophis elegans (Western terrestrial garter snake), 1239 nucleotides long. It is a transcript of the gene CENPK, whose product is annotated as centromere protein K. The record is from RefSeq and is a predicted model, not a curated record. Gene Ontology annotation, cellular component: nucleus. Lineage: Eukaryota; Metazoa; Chordata; Lepidosauria; Squamata; Natricidae. Gene Ontology annotation, biological process: mitotic sister chromatid segregation; kinetochore assembly.
CGUCACCCGACGUAAAUCGACGAGGGCCAUCCGAGAGCCAUCCCCGUCGUGACGCACUUACGUCUUCGCCCGCUCUCCUUUCGAGCGGCCAAUGGGAACGCAGCCCGCGCGGAUUUGGACGCGAGAGGACGUCCUCGAGUGUCGGAGCUCCCCGCGGGGCGAAAGGGGACCAGAAGGAAGGAGCGGAGCUAUUGCUAUGGCUGAGAAACUUGCCAAGAACUUUUCUUCAGAUGAGCAAGAUGUAUCUAGCAUGUUAUUAGAUUCAGAAAAUUCCAAAGAACAACUCAUAGAAGAAUGUGAAGAAAUAUGGAAACAAGUGGAGGAGUGCCAUACCAAAUUAUCUCUUCAAAGUGUUGAAACUCUUCCAGAUUCAGAUCUCAAGCUUUCAUUGUUAACUAAACGAUUCAAGGCUCUGUCGGCUGAAUUUAAUCAAUGGCAAAAAAGAGAACCAGAAAUAAUUACUACAAAUCCAGAUGUCCUAGUAGAAUUAGGAAGAGAACAGUUGCAGAAAUUAGACCACGAACUUGAACUGGUACUAUCAACAGUUAAUGCAAAGAAAAAACUAAAAGAAGAUUUUAUAAGGGAACAGAAAUGGCUGGAGGAACAGGAACAGCUUAUAGAAUGUCUCAGCCAAACAAUGGAAAAAAUGAACAAUCAUGUGGUACAUUUUUCUGAAAAACGCCUUCAGGAACUGAAAGCUAAAAUGCUGAAAAUAAAAGCUUAUAAGGAAGAAAUUUUGAAUGCAUUGGGAGAUUUCCUUGACGAACUCCCACUUCCUGAAAAUAGUGGAACUGCAAAAAAGAAAAGGCAUUCAUCAAAAGAGGAAGAUGUGCAGCUCAUAUCAUUACAUGAAAUUUUAGAGAAUCUCAUCAAUAAACUGGUAAACACUCCACAUGAUCCAUAUUUAACAAUCAAUGAUUCAUUUUGGUCACCUUACAUUGAGCUUCUACUGAGAUACGGGAUUGCGUUGAGACACCAAGAUCCAAGCAAGAUACGUCUGGAAAAUUUUCACCAAUAGCAAGAUAUUUUAAGAUGAAGGUUAUUCAGAAGAACAGAACUAAAAAACCUGGAAUCUGAGAAGAUAUUAUUAAGUUAAAAUCCUUCAUGUUUUCAGGCACACUCCUACAAUAGUUCUAUAGACCAUUUUUUAAAAGUUGUGAUUGUCACAAUUCCUUUUAUGUUUUACUGAUGUUAGUAAAUUAUGCUUGUAUUCUAAAACUUGGCUUGUUAGAUCAGAUU